This is a messenger RNA of Python bivittatus (Burmese python), 3086 nucleotides long. RefSeq names its product general transcription factor IIE subunit 1 (gene GTF2E1). Gene Ontology annotation, biological process: transcription initiation at RNA polymerase II promoter. NCBI's taxonomy places the organism in Eukaryota, Metazoa, Chordata, Lepidosauria, Squamata, Pythonidae. The record is from RefSeq and is a predicted model, not a curated record. Gene Ontology annotation, cellular component: transcription factor TFIIE complex.
AUGAGGUAGGAAGUAGAACGUAGUGUGUCGCACAGCAGUGACGUUUCGCGAUGGUCAGACUUUCCUUCGCAGCCACCGUGACGCCAACUUGUGGGCUUAGUAGCAGCGGAGAAAUUUGUCUGGAGGCUUCGCAGAUCAGUCAGACUCGUUGGGUGAGGCAGUCUUGACUUUCUUGUUCCUGGUCUCGAAGGCGAUUGAUAACUGCUAUGACGGAUCCAGACAUUCUCACUGAGGUCCCAGCUUCUCUGAAACGCCUUGCUAAGUAUGUAGUACGUGGCUUUUAUGGUACUGAACAUGCUUUGGCCUUGGACAUUCUAAUUCGGAACCCAUGUGUAAAGGAGGAAGACAUGUUGGAGCUUCUGAAGUUUGAUCGGAAGCAGCUGCGAGCAAUUCUCAACACUCUUAAAGGUGACAAAUUUAUCAAAUGCAGAAUGAGAGUGGAGACAGCUCCAGAUGGGAAGACCACCAGGCACAAUUUCUACUUUAUUAAUUACCGCCUACUGGUCAAUGUGGUGAAGUAUAAGUUGGAUCACAUGAGAAGGAGAAUUGAGACAGAUGAAAGAGACUCCACCAACCGAGCCUCCUUCAGGUGUCCUAUUUGUUCCAGUACCUUCACAGAUUUAGAGGCAAAUCAGCUGUUUGAACCUAAUACAGGAAUUUUUCGCUGCACAUUUUGUGAGACUGAAGUGGAAGAAGAUGAAUCUGCAAUGCCUAAAAAGGAUGCAAGGACUCUUGUGGCCCGAUUUAAUGAACAGAUAGAACCUAUUUAUGCAUUGCUUCGUGAGACUGAGGAUGUUAAUUUAGCUUAUGAACUACUUGAGCCUGAGCCUAUGGAGAUUCUUGCACUGAAGCAGAGCAAAGAACGAGCUGUUGCUGCAUUAGGAAAUAGUAGUUUACCAAGUGGGCAGCACAGAGAAGCCUGGACAACAAAGGGUCCUUCUUAUGGGGAUAUGUAUACUCAGAAUGUAAUUAUUAACAUGGAGGAUCAAGAAGAUACACAUCAGCCAGCAAAUGAAGGGAAGCCACCCAGAGAGAGGCCAGUCUGGCUGCGGGAAAGCACAGUGCAAGGCGCUUAUGAUCCUAAUGAGGUCACAGAAGGUGGCCAAGACAUAAACAUGUUACAGGAAGAUGAAGAGGGACAGGCAGCACUAGAUAAUAAUGAAGAGGUAAUGCGUGCUCUGCUCAUCCAUGAGAAGAAAACCUCAUCUGUCUCUACGGCUGCUAUGGGAGGGAUCGCUCCUUUGUCUGGCACAAAUGCCAGUGAUUCUGAGAGUGAGACCAGUGAAUCAGAUGAGGACUCCCUUCCCUGUGCGGCCACUGCUGCAACAACACUCUAUGGGCUGGCAGACGACAACGAUGAGGAUGAGUUUGAGGUAGUGACUGAAGAUCCCAUUGUUAUGGUGGCGGGACAUCCAUUUUCUUAUAGUCAAGUAAAUCAGCGGCCAGAGCUCGUGACACAGAUGACUCUGGAGGAGAAAGAGCAAUAUAUAGCUAUGGGCCAGCGCAUGUUUGAGGAUAUGUUUGAUUAACUUCUUCCUGCCUGAAUAGCAGUGAUAGAUAAUCUUCAACUGGAAAUUCUGAAACAGCAAAAGAUUGAAUUAGAACCAAACAGAAGGACCAAAGAUCAGAAGGAGCAGCCACAAAUGCAGGAAGAUGUGAGAAACCUAUAGGCAAUCCAGAUGUGCUCUCCCUCAUAUUUGCACAUGUGCACAUGCCCCUGUGUUUAGUCUACAAGUUUUCCAUUGCAUUAUACUUAAUUUUUUGUUUUUUGCCUGGAAAAUCUGAAUGCUCUUUUGAUGGCUUGUUUUUCUUUCUUCAAAAAAGGAUUGUAGAAGGCAUUACUUUCAGUUUACUGGAUUCUGAAAAUAACUGCUUGCACCACAUACUUACUUACUGCCUUGCAAGCAUGGUGAAUAUACCAGGUCCUUAUUUCCAGCAGGCUGACAAGCUGACAAGAUAAAUGUUUGUCUGCCAUAUAUCUUUGGGGAGGGCGGGGAAACAGAGAACCUGUGACCACAGAGAGCAUAAAUACAAUCAUGUUAAUCAGUGAGUAUUUGGUGACUACAGUGUACAUUUUUUCUGGAGAGGAAGACAUUCUGAGGAUAGGGAGCCAUUUGAGUUAUUGUUAAAGAAGGAGAAGAAAAACCCAGAAUUCAGAUAACACAAUCUUACCAAAUGUGUCUGCCUUUAAAAAAAAUGCAUAUCAGUGAGUGACUCUUCUCUGCUAAUUUAGCAGAUUUUUAAAUUUUUCAUUUAAUAAUUUCAUCUGCCAUGCUAUAAUUUCCAAUGAGGUAACUUUUCAUUAAAAUAUAACUUGGAUCAUUUUCCCACCUUUUCCAAAAGUGGUCUUAUACAUCCCAUUGGUGGAUGGUUAGCCUAUUUGAAUAAAGCCUCACUUGGUUUACAGAAAGACUAGAGCAAAAACAUGUUUCUUUACAUGUUAUGUAAUCCAUGAGGAAAAGGCAAAAAUAAAAAAGUUGCCUCAUAACAGACAAUAAAGAGGAAAGCAGGAUGUUGCCUUUCUUGAAAUCUGUACUCUGUCCAGUAAAAUAUAUUUGUCAUGACUAGGAACUACCAUCCAAGUAAAUUGUGGGGACAGCAAUAUGUUAUUUUAAUAGAAAUCUAAACAGUUUUAGUAUUUUUAAAAAAUUAUGCAGACUUUUGUUAGAAGUCACUGUAGAGCAUGACAUAGUUUAUUUUAAUAUUUCAAUGGUACCUAUAUGCACAAAUUCAAUUUUGUAAUAUUUUACCUUUCUAAAACACCUACAACUUUUAAAAAAAUCAUUGUGCAUUUAUUUGGAACAGCAGUGGGCUAUUGGUAAAAGAAUUGUGUAUUUCAAAGCUCUAGCAUUUAUUGCAUAUUCCAUUUUAGUAUACCAGAAUGGUACAAGUUAACAGGCUUGUAAAUUGAAAAGCUACUAUAUAGUGACCAUGUGUGUUGCCUAUGAGGUUUCUUUUAUGACUUUCAGAGAGUUUGAUAGAGUCAAAUUUUGUUUCUUCUACUUUAAAAUAAAUUUUAAAAAAAGAAUAAUUUGAUGCCUUCAUUAAGGACCAUUGUUUUUUAACUUACAAAUAAGCAUUCUAAA